AUGGACUCGAUGGGCUGCCAGAUGAACACGGCGGACGCGGAGCGGAUGGAGGGGCAGCUGCGCUCGCUCGGCUUUGCGCGGGCGGAGGAGGGCACGCCGGCGCAGGUGGUUGUGCUCAACACGUGCUCCAUCCGCGAGCACGCCGAGGCAAAGGUCUACUCGUACCUCGGCCCGCACGCGGCGCGCAAGCGCGCGGGCGAGGACCUUGCGAUCGUGGUCGCCGGCUGCGUCGCGCAGCAGGAGGGGGAGGCGCUGCUGAGGCGGGUGCCCGAGAUCGACAUGGUGAUGGGCCCGCAGUACGCCAACCGGCUCGGCGACCUGCUCGAGGGAGUCUUCAACGGCAACCAGAUCGCCCCGACCCACAUCAUGGAGGACCCGACCCAGCCGCAGCGCUCCUCCACCGUCUGCGCGUGGGUCAACGUCAUCUACGGCUGCAACGAGCGCUGCACGUACUGCGUCGUGCCGACGACGCGCGGCUCGGAGCAGCGCGGCUCGGAGCAGUCGCGCCCGCGCGACGCGGUGCGCGCCGAGAUCGAGGCGCUGGUGGCGGAGGGGUACCGCGAGGUGACGCUGCUCGGCCAAAACAUCGACUCGUGGGGAUCGGACCUGUCCCCCAAGCAGUCCUUCGCCGACCUGCUGCGCGACGUCGGCGGCGUGGACGGGCUCGCGCGGAUGCGAUUCGUCACGUCCCACCCGCGGUACAUGUCCCCGCGCGUGAUCGACGCGGUGGCAGAGGUGCCGGCGCUCUGCCCGAUGUUCCACAUCCCCUUCCAGUCCGGCGACGACGGCAUCCUGCGCGACAUGGGCCGAGGCCACACCGCGGCCCGGUACCGCGAGAUCGUGCACAACAUCCGCACCAGGCUGCCGGACGCCGCCAUCACGGCGGACGCGAUCGUCGGCUUCCCGGGCGAGACCGAGGAGCAGUUCGAAAACACGCUGCAGCUGAUGCGCGAUGUGCGCUUCGACCAGAUCAACACCGCCGCCUACUCGCCGCGGCCGCACACGCCGGCUGCGGUGUGGGGCGACCAGGUGGAGGAGGGGGUCAAGAAGGAGCGGCUGCGGCGCAUCAACGAGCUCGCGGCCGAGCACGCGCUGGAGCGGCGGCAGCGCUACCUCGGCCGCGUCGAGGAGGUGCUCGUCGAGAAGCGGAACGAGCGCCACCCGGCGCAGGUCAAGGGGCGCAACCCGCAGGGCUGUCCCGUCUUCUUCGAGGGCGACAUCGACGAGCUCAAGGGGCAGCUCGUGCCGGUCCGCAUCGUCGAGGCGCGCCCCUACUCGCUGGUGGGCGAGCGCGCAGAGGGACGAUUCGCCGGCGGCAGGUAUGCGGACGACGGCGAGAGCGUCGUGGUCGAGGCGUAA
Molecule: messenger RNA, 1359 nt
Organism: Emiliania huxleyi CCMP1516
Lineage: Eukaryota; Haptophyta; Isochrysidales; Noelaerhabdaceae
Exons: 7
Coding region: 1-1359 (452 amino acids)
Biological process (GO): tRNA methylthiolation
Molecular function (GO): 4 iron, 4 sulfur cluster binding; methylthiotransferase activity
Source: RefSeq, a predicted model, not a curated record